AUGGAGCAGAUUGAGACGCAGGCCUCGGACCUGCGCUACCUCACGGCGCCAGUCGCCGCUUUGAGCGACUCGGCCAGUGUCUCGUACGAGACGCCGCAGCCACGGCCGCCGCACAUGAGCCCGGGUUCCGCCAUGUACGGAGACAAUUCCGCGCUUCAGCAGCAGCAGCAGCACGACGAUGAUGCUUCGCCAGGGCUGGGAGGUUCGGAUGCUGGGGGAGCGGGCGCGAAUAAGAGGAAGUCCGUGGACGAGGCGGGCGGCGCGAAGCAGACGCGGAGCAAGAGGAACCGGUAUAUUUCUAUCGCCUGCAAUGAGUGCAAGAGACGCAAGAUCAAGUGCAACGGCGAAACACCAUGCCAACGCUGUGGCAAUCUCAACCUGGCGUGUCUGUAUGCGCCCAACUGCUGCUCCAACAACUUCAAGGACUCGGACGAGUUCAAGAAGAUCACGGCGCAGCUAAGCCGCCUGCAAGACGAGGUCAACUGGCUCAACCAGAACAUGCGCAACAUACAAACCGAGACGCGAUUCGCACCCCCAACUUCGGAUCGCAUUAUCCCUGCUCCCAACUCGAUCAUUGCCCCUUCUCCAUCGCAAAGCUCAGCAUCCGGCCACAGACCCGACUACCCCGGAAGACAGACACCCUUCCAGGGCCCGACGAGUACGGGAUUUAGCCUCGACGUGGCCAAAGAGACAAUCAGCAGCAUGGGGUGGAAGCCGACCGAGGAGGGCGAUGAUAACGAGCCGCCACCAAUCAGCCACAUAUCCUCUUCAAUCUCAGCGCAAAUGCCAGAACCUCUCCUGGAGUUUGACAAGGACGAAAUGGUGCGCCUGUGCCGGGUCCAUGAAGAGGAGAUUGGCAUAAUGUACCCUGUGAUUGACAUCCAAUCGGUGAUUGCUCAUGCCAAAAACAUCUCGAUGUAUCUCAGAAGCCAGCGGCCAAUGCAGCCCUUGAACGACCUCCAGACCCUGCAGUUGAAAGCCAUCAUGUGCUGUGCUCUUGUUGUGGAAGGUCACGGCCACUGUGAGAAGGCGGUGCGGGUGUACGAGAGCAUGGAGAACAUUAUCAAUCGAAAGCUCAUGUCGGACGCUCUUGAAGUCUCUGACCUUCCCCUACUAGCACUUGUUGCCGGCUACCGAUUCCUGUCCAACGAGGAGGUGCUCGCCUGGCGAGUCAUGGGCCAGGUCGUGCGCCUGUGCAUGGAGCUCGGCAUUCACCAGAAGCGAGGGCUGAUGAUGAUCCAAAACGAGACGGAGCGAAAGAAUGCGCUCAACAGCUUCUGGUCAGCCUACGUUCUCGACCGUCGAUGGGCGUUUGGGACGGGUCUGCCGUACGCCAUCCAGGACGAUGAAAUUGAUCCGACUUUGCCGAUGCCUGACGAAUAUCCAUAUCUCGUUGCCAUGAUUACAUAUUCUCGAAUAGGUGCCAAGGUCUGGCGUCAGGUAUCCCAUUUUGGACCCGUCCUUGCGCGAGAGCUGGGCCAGGAGGAGAUUGAACGGCUUGACCAGGAGAUUUUGCAAUGGUACGAGAGCGUACCGGAAGAGAUUCGGAUGCGUAGCUGGGACAAAGAUACACGAAUGACAUCGACACCCUCAUAUAACCUGCAGCGGCUGAGGAUAUGGACAUAUCUGCGAUUCAACCAAAUACGCACAUGGCUGUAUACUCCCGUCCUACAUAGCGCUACCAGCAUCAUGUCGCAUCCAUUGCAGGCACAGCGCGUCGUCGAUCUGGCCAAGGACACGAUCCAGUACCUCCACCACCUCAACAGCACCACCAACCUCUACCGGAGAACGCAAGUCUUUUAUCACCAGUUCCUCGCAGCCGCAAUAUCUGUCGUCUUUCUUGCCUCAGUACACGCACCGGUGCGGUUCAGCGCAGUCUGCCGAGAAGAGUUCUACAUGGCCCUCGACUUGGUCAAGGAUCUGUCUGUCAAGAGUUGGGUAUCACAACGCCUGUGGCGAACCAUCAAGUCGCUCAAAGACGUGGCGCCGCGGUUCGGCUUGAAUCCGGAUGAAGACCCUCAUUCGAGCGCCGCUUUGGGUAUGAUUGGGCUUGCGAGGGGACACAUGGACAGUAUGCCCGGUAGCCAGCCUCUGUUUCAGCAUCCCCCAAUGCCCCCUAGGCAGUCCACGGAGACGUUGAUUAGCAACAACAACAACGGGCAAAGGAUACAGAGCGAGAUGUCGCGGAUAUUCGAGGGCUACGUUGGUCUAAACGGGGUUCAGUUCGGAGGCAAUGGAGAAGAUCAACAUGUGCCUACCCCCGCCGCUUUAUCAUCUUCCGAUUCGCAGAAUGCCAUAUUUGCGUCGGCAGACGGGACAGUCUUUCCUCAUAUGCGCGAGAUGUUUUGA
Messenger RNA from Trichoderma citrinoviride, 2349 nucleotides. RefSeq lists its product as hypothetical. The coding region runs from base 1 to 2349 and encodes 782 amino acids. Gene Ontology annotation, biological process: DNA-templated transcription; positive regulation of transcription from RNA polymerase II promoter by galactose. The transcript is spliced from 5 exons. NCBI's taxonomy places the organism in Eukaryota, Fungi, Ascomycota, Sordariomycetes, Hypocreales, Hypocreaceae. Gene Ontology annotation, cellular component: nucleus. The record is from RefSeq and is a predicted model, not a curated record. Gene Ontology annotation, molecular function: zinc ion binding; RNA polymerase II cis-regulatory region sequence-specific DNA binding; DNA-binding transcription factor activity, RNA polymerase II-specific.